CCGAGCCGAGGCAGCUCUUCAUUCUCCGACUGGUGGCCAAAGAACAUGGCUCCCUCACUUCUAGCGACGGCUGGAGGACUUCUGUUACUUUUCUCCUUCUCAUCUGCACAAACCAGAGGAGACAAUACUGUAACAACAUGCACCACAAACGACGGCUUCGGAAUGUACUGUCCUACAACAUGCGGAGUGGCUGAUUACUUUCUGAACUAUUCGCCAACGGUGCGCAACGAAUUGUACGAUAUGGAAGAUACACUGGAAACAAUUGCCAAUUUGACCCAAGGAGCAGAAGAAACGGUUGUCUACAUGAAAGAUUCAACAACUUCAGCUCAGAAGUCUUCCCAGCCAGACUCAUACUACAAAAAGUCAUCGAGUAUGCUGGAUGAUGUUCUUCGAUUUGAAAAGACCAUCAUCGCGCAGGAACAGCAAAUAUUCGAACUUCAGAAUUUAAUCACAUCCAACGAGAGGAGAAUGGCCGACUUGAAGACACUCUCCCUUCAGCUGCAGCAGAAGUGCAGCGAGCCCUGCAAAGACUCUGUUGAGAUCCAGCCCCUCACAGGAUCAGACUGCCAGGACGUUGCAAACAAAGGCGCGACCACCAGCGGUCUUUAUUAUGUGAAACCAGCCAAAGCCACCGAGCAGUUCCUGGUCUACUGUGAGAUCGACAGCUUCGGACGUGGCUUCACAGUGAUCCAGAGGAGACGCGAUGGCAGUGUGGACUUCAACAAGGACUGGAACCAGUACAAGAACGGCUUCGGUUAUCUCUCCCCAGACGACACCACAGAGUUCUGGCUCGGUAACGAGAAGAUCCACCUCCUGACCACAGCGACAACAACCAUCCCCACCGUGCUGAGGAUAGAGCUGGUUGACUGGGACGGCACCAAGAAGUAUGCUGACUACACCAUGUUCAGAGUGGGGCCGGAAGUCGACAUGUACCGCCUGACGUACGGCUACUACUUCGGAGGAGACGCCGGAGAUGCUUUCGAUGGCUACGACUUCGGUGAUGAUCCCAGCGACAAGUUCUACACGUCUCACAACGGCAUGCAGUUCAGCACCCACGACAAGGACAACGACAAGUACGACGGCAACUGUGCUCAGCAGGACGGCUCCGGCUGGUGGAUGAACAGGUGUCACGCUGCACAUCUGAACGGCAAAUACUACCAGGGUGGCAAGUACACAGAAAAGGAUGCAGGUGAAUUCGGCUACGACAACGGCAUUAUUUGGGUCACAUGGCACACCCGCUGGUACUCCCUGAAGGAGACCACCAUGAAGAUCAUUCCCCUCACCCGCCUCGCAACCGGCGGACAGCAGUCCGGGGUGAAAGAGUUUGGAGGACUUGGGGUCUAAAAAGUAGAGUAAUGAGCUUGAGGUCUGUUUAGUGGCUGCAGUUAAGGUGUUCAGCACUGACACUGCCUUAAAUUAAAUAACAUUUUGCCUUCAUGGAAAAUUUCUGACUUUAUGAUGUGUCUUGGUGUGAUGCUAAUCCGACGCAGCAGGACACUGAUGCUCACAUUUUCCCCUUUUCCCCUUCAGCUUGUUUUGAAAUAAAUGUCUUUUCUUAACCACAUAUGGUCAUUACUUCACUAGCCCGUUUUAGUUUGGACAAAGUUGCUGCCAGCUUAGAAAACAAGCUUGUAAAGUCCAGAUGGCAAGCAGCUGUUUUUGUAAAACAAUGAAAAAAAACAAAAAGUAAUUAUCAAGAAUGCUUGAAGAGAAUAUGUGUCUGAGCUAACUCUGCAAAACCUUCAAUAUUUUGUCAAAAUGCACCGAGUGACACCUGUUUGUAAACAAUACAACCACCCUGAAAUAAAAACCAUCCUUAAUGCAAA
Molecule: messenger RNA, 1826 nt
Organism: Centropristis striata (black sea bass)
Lineage: Eukaryota; Metazoa; Chordata; Actinopteri; Perciformes; Serranidae
Gene: fgg
Product: fibrinogen gamma chain
Exons: 9
Coding region: 46-1344 (432 amino acids)
Biological process (GO): protein polymerization; platelet activation; blood coagulation
Cellular component (GO): fibrinogen complex
Molecular function (GO): signaling receptor binding
Source: RefSeq, a predicted model, not a curated record